GGCGUUGGCGUUGAAGGAAGAUUGUACUGUGGCGACAGACCACUUAGGAAUACUCGAGUGCGAAUUUAUGAUGUUGAUAGAGUUCCUGGCGAUUCGGACGAUUUGCUGGAUGAGCGAUUCACAGAUGCAAAUGGAGAAUUUCGCCUGGAUGGUACCACCCGUGAACUGACAACUAUCGAACCAGUUCUUGUCGUCUACCAUGAUUGUGAGGAUGAAAAUACGGUGCGUUUUUUUCCUAUUGCUCGCCACUGGUUUCAACUAUGA
Gongylonema pulchrum is the source of this 264-nucleotide messenger RNA. NCBI's taxonomy places the organism in Eukaryota, Metazoa, Nematoda, Chromadorea, Rhabditida, Gongylonematidae. The record is from the annotation of a GenBank genome assembly.